AUGAAUGGCUUCAACUUGGCUAGCCACACCACCGCGCUCGAGCAGUCGGUGCUCGGCAAGCCGCAUCUCUUGUCCACCAACCAUGGACCGUACUGCAGCCUGCGAGCGUCUGCGGCAAGCGAUACCGAUCCUGCUCGGAUGCUUCGUCUUUGUCCUCCUCAGCCUCGGCAGCUUCUCGCCACGCGUUGGUCUUAUCCGACAACCAUGAACGAUGGUUCCGAGUCGGCGUUCGAUUCGCAAACCAGCGUUGACGAGCAGGCGCCCUCGUCUCGCAAGACACUCUGCGCCGAUGGCCACAAAAACGGCUUGGUCAACUGGCUAGGUGGUAAGCAUGAUCCUAUUCGUAAUCCCUAG
This is a messenger RNA of Mycosarcoma maydis (corn smut), 354 nucleotides long. RefSeq lists its product as uncharacterized. The transcript has a single exon. The coding region runs from base 1 to 354 and encodes 117 amino acids. NCBI's taxonomy places the organism in Eukaryota, Fungi, Basidiomycota, Ustilaginomycetes, Ustilaginales. The record is from RefSeq and is a predicted model, not a curated record.